AUGCUGCAGAGUCUGCAGUACCUCAAGCUGUCCGGUUUCGGGUCGCCUGGCAGGGAAGCUCAGAUUACGGAUGCUGGUCUGGCCACAAUUAUGGGUUUGACAGCAUUGACGCACCUGGAGUUGCGAUGCUGCCACACAAUCAGCGGCGAAGGGCUCUUGCGUCAAGGGUGUUACCUUGGCAAACCCCUCAGGGCCAGCCUCAUUCAUGUAGACUUCGCUUAUUGCAAAGCAAUUGCAGAUGUGGGUUUGGCCCUAAUGGGAAACAUGACGAGGCUUGCCCACUUGGACCUUGAGGACUGUGCAGAAAUAACAGAUCAAGGGCUUCAUCAUCUCGGGAACCUGACCACAUUGACGUACUUGGAAUUGCAUGCAGGGAGCUGUACAGAUGAGGGGCUGAACAGCUUGGGCUCAUUGACAAGGCUGACGUGUCAGAAAAUAACAGCCGAUGAUAUCACUGAUGACGGGUUGCUGUGUUUGUCAAGGAUGUGUGCUUUGAACAAGUUGGUGGUGCGCGAUGCGUUUUUCUUCACAGGUGCAGGUCUUGGUUUUAUGCCAGAUUUGGGUACGCUUCAGAGCCUUGAUUUGGUAAGGUGUGCCAACAUCAGCAACGAGGGAAUGAAAUACCUGACUGGCAUGACAUCUCUGACAAAACUUGCCUUCUGUGAGAGCUACGCAUUCAGUGAUGUUCUGCUGCAAUAUUUGACGAGCAUGGGUUCCCUCCGCGCCCUGUGCUUGUCUGGCGAUGGGUGUGAAGACGUGACUUGCAAAGGUCUGCAGUACGUGGGAUGCUGCACAGCGCUCACGCUUCUGCGGUUAGAUGACUGCAGUGCCAUCAGUGCAGGGUUUGAGCACUUGGACAGGCUUGUGUUCCUGUCAACACUUUCUUUGGAGAAUUGCGGGAUCACAGACGAUGGCGUGAGGCUGCUGAGUGAGCUCGCUUCUCUGAAGGCUUCUCUGACGUACCUGUCCUUAGCUUAUUGCAAGCACAUCACAGGCGCUUGCCUGGUGCACCUGACGAACUUUGGGCGGCUGUCAAGUCUCCAUCUCUCAGAUUGCAAUGUAUCCAAAGAUGAGUUGGAUUGUUUUUUGGAGGAUAUGCCGAUGUUGUGCGACAUGUAG
This is a messenger RNA of Ostreobium quekettii, 1119 nucleotides long. The record is from the annotation of a GenBank genome assembly. NCBI's taxonomy places the organism in Eukaryota, Viridiplantae, Chlorophyta, Ulvophyceae, Bryopsidales, Ostreobiaceae.